AUGGGUCGUGAAGAUCAAGUUGAAGAGCGCGAGGUGCUCGAGUCUAUUUUCCCAGAAGAAAUCACAGACCUCUCCGAAACCGAGUUCCAAGUAUCCAUCACGCUCGAUAUCCUCGACGAGGAAGACCAAGAAGCACCCUCAUUUAUCCUCCAAGUCCGCUACCCAGAUGAAUACCCAGACGUCGCCCCCCACCUCGACCUGCUGGCUGCACAGAAUUCUCCAUCCCACCAACACUUUAGCAUCAGUGACGACCGCGAACAACUCCUUGAGACUAUCCAUGAAACCAUACAAGAAAAUCUCGGCAUGGCCAUGGUAUUCACAAUUGUCUCUGCCCUGAAAGAAGCUGCCGAACAACUCAUUCAAGACCGCAAGGACUCGGCCGCCAGAGUCCACGAGGAAGCCCUCCUAGCAGCAGAGCGGGAAGAGAACAAGAAAUUUCACGGCACGCAGGUCACGCCCGAGACGUUCCUCAAGUGGCGCGAGGGAUUCCUCAAGGAGAUGGAGGAGAAGGAAAGGCUAGAGGAAGAAGAGAGACUAGCCGAGUUGAAAAAGGCUAAGAUUAAGGAACCUAUCAAGUUGACAGGGAAACAAUUGUGGCAGAGAGGCUUGGCUGGGAAUGGAGAUGAUGAGGAGGGCGAUGAGGAAGACGUACCGACAGAUGGGGUGGAAAGGCUGGCGGUGGAGGCUUGA
Messenger RNA from Metarhizium brunneum ARSEF 3297, 690 nucleotides. RefSeq lists its product as uncharacterized. The record is from RefSeq and is a predicted model, not a curated record. NCBI's taxonomy places the organism in Eukaryota, Fungi, Ascomycota, Sordariomycetes, Hypocreales, Clavicipitaceae. Gene Ontology annotation, biological process: cytoplasmic translation. Gene Ontology annotation, molecular function: protein binding.